This is a messenger RNA of Corapipo altera (White-ruffed manakin), 3714 nucleotides long. RefSeq names its product proline rich 15 (gene PRR15). Lineage: Eukaryota; Metazoa; Chordata; Aves; Passeriformes; Pipridae. The record is from RefSeq and is a predicted model, not a curated record. Bases 10 to 375 code for a protein of 121 amino acids. The transcript has a single exon.
GAGCCCGAGAUGGCGGACAGCGCCGCGGCCACCGCCGCUCCCCGCGCCGCCGUGAAGGGCGGCUCGGCGGCGCCCUGGUGGAAAUCGCUGACCAGCAAGAAGAAGCACAAGGAAGCGGCGGCAGCCCCGCCGCCCCCCGCCGCCAGCGAGACCUCCGCCGACCCCCCCAGCCCCGACGGCCGGGAGGAGCAGCCUACCCCUUUCGGCAGCGGCGACGCCGCGGGGACGGGCGGCGGGAGCCGGCGGAGCCUCCGGGUGUCCCACUCGGGCCGCUUCAAGGAGCGGCGGAAGGUGCGCACCUCGCUGCUCGGCGACGGCCCCGAGGUCUUCGACGGCGGCGGUGCCCCAGGCCAUGCCGCCCAAGGGGACGAGUAGCCCAGCAGGACCUUGCCGAGGAGCUGCCACUGGACGGGUGGCCGGAGGACUGGCAGGACAGGUAGCCGGAGCCAGUGACUGCCCCACAGCUGGGCAUGGUCCCAUGAGCGACAUGGGGGCGUGUGGCCGCGGCCUCCCCAACCCCGACGACACGCUGCGGGGAACCCGGCAUCUCCGCCAGAUGAGGGAAUCGUGUGCUGUCUUACAUGAACACCGCCAAGACCAAACCCCUAGAUGAUGGGACGAUGUGAUUGUCUUAAAAAAAAAAAAUAACACAAAUAAAUACCCCACUCCCUCUACUGUGGUGAGCGGACUCAAGGUGCUAUCCCAGGGCCGACACUGGGGGUCUCUGAACCUUCCCCCAGCCCUUGUCAGGAGCCAACAAGGCCUGACUUCUCAGGCCUAUGACCCAGCUCCUUUUGGCUCUCAAGCCGAGGACGUGCUUUGCUGCUUUCAUCUCACACACUGUCUUAUCGAAGGAAGGGGGGAACAAAGUGCUCUUAUCUAGUUUCAGGGCCAAGGACCUCCGGCGGUGCUCCUGCCCUGUGCUAGCUGGCACGCCGUGAACCCAUCCUCCUUCCCCUGUGGGGGUCAAAAGAGAGGUAUUGCGAAGGGCCAGCUCCUGAAUUCACCCAUGCCCCACAUCACAUUUAAAUAUGCAAAAGGCAGGACCAUGCUGGUUUUCUCCCUUUUCUUACUGUGUAAUGAUAAGCAGGUUUUUCACAGGCUGGUCUCUCAUAGUUCUGUUACAGAGGGAGGCCUGUGUUGUGUAGGAAUUUGCACUGUUUACCCAGGGGAUACAUGAUUUUUGCAUAAUUGGUGAUAACUGGCAUAAUGAAGUUCCAAUGAAGAAAUUGUGUAAUAAAAUGUAAACACCCUUUGGGGAGUGAGACCAACCCUGGAGAGCACAAGCAGGGUUGCACUCCUGAUGUGGAAUAGUCUUGGGCACCACUGAAAAUGUUCUUUGCUAUUUACCAUCUCCAAGGCUUGUGAAGCAAGGUUAAGUGUCCCAGGAUUUCUUCUGAUAGCAAGAUAAUGUGCUUUAACUCAAGCAGCUCCCUCUAACAGCUCCUAUAUUUUUUGUCAAAGUAAAUAUAAGCCAGAUUUGUACUGGUGGUGUGCCUUACAGAGCAAAUGCAGCUAAAAGUUCUUAGCAAUUUCCCAUUUCUUGAUAGUAGGUGAUGUAGCAACAGGUGAUUUAUUUAUUUUAAAUGCAUUCACAAUAUACUUUAUAUUGUUAAAAUGGUUUUAGACAUUUUCUGAAUGUGAUAUAUUACACAGUGGUAGGGACUGAAAAUUAUUUCCUAGCAGUCAGGUAUUACACAGUUAUGAUUUUGUUUGGUUGUAACUAAUCAUAUAAGGUCAAUUAAAAAUAAAAACAGACUGGAAAGGAAACAAGAGCUGAGAUCCAAGUGAAUAUAUGGAUUAAACCAGUCACUGACAAUCACUGAAAUGGUACACUAGAUGCUGGGCAAGUGCCCCGUGGUUCAAUGUGUGUAAUAAUACUUCAGAAGCUCCUGUGCAAUAAACUCAGACAACAUAGCUGCUGAGGUGAUCACUGGUGCUUCACUCAGCUACCCGUUCAAACUCUGGAACUCAAGGAUGAAGGGACUGUAGCAUUAAAUCUAUUUCCAUAAAAGCUUUUUUUCCCACCCAAUGUUUAGCUAUAUGCUUUUUUUUAUUUCAUUUAGUAAAACUACAAGGUACUGGGUUUGGACUGCCUUUUUAUGUUGCUGACUACAUGCUGACCAAGCAAAGAGCCGGGGGAGCUCUGAAAAGUUUCUCCUCAAAGAUGCUUUUCUUAAGUGAGGCCUCUUCAGUCAAGGGGCAUCUGAAAUCCUUCUCUAGAGAAGAAGCAAUUGGAGCAAACCUAGCCUUGGAAAAAGGGUGUGAGAGGGAAGGAGGAAAGUUUAAAAGCUGGGAAUGGAGAGAGAGAUGAACUGUAUUUCAGCUCCAGUUAGCCUGGAGUGGGGGGAAAGGAGGCAGAAAGGGGUGGCUUUUCUGCCAGAGUUGUCAUACUACCUUUAGAAGGCAACAUGUUCAUGUUUAUUACAGGCUAAAAUAGUUGGUCUGUAUUUAUGUAUUCUAGGGUCCAGAGAAACUUUUUUGUAUUUGUAUGUCCAAAAUGGAAGAAAGAGUAAGCAGAUACUGCAGUGAUGCAUUUCUUAACUCCUGCGUCUGGUUUAGUCUGAGUUCUGUGAGGGUCAGAUCCUCAGAACUAUCCAGAGGCUGGAGAAUGAAUGCAGACUAGUGUUUUAUACAUCUCAUGUGGAUGCUUUUCUGCAUUUUGAAUCCUUACACUGUUGUGAAAAUACAGUUUCCUCCUCUCUUCUUUACCUCGAAGCUGACUUGUUCUGCAGUGAACCUCUGUUUGCUCUUUGGAAACAUCUCAGGUUUAUUAGUUGCAACUCUUUACCUAGACACAAGAAAUCUCCAAUUUGGGUUUUAUUUGAGAAGUCUGGUAUGCUGUUCAGAUGGCUGCUGCUAAGAUUCAAUAUCAGUGCUGGUUAAUAUGUGACUAAAUAUUAGCUAUGUCUUAAUCCAUGUAUAUGGUACUUUCAGCUUCGAAAUUUAGUUAGAAUACAAAGUCAAUAAAUGCACAUAAAAUGCCUCACAGCCCUCGUCCGUCUUUAUCCUGACCUUGAGCUGUGGGAAGGAGACGUAAUUCUAUCUUCCUGCUCAGUCAAAUCCUUGCUUCAAUGAAUUUGAUAGCAGCCACUGAAAAACUAGAUCCAUGAGAAAACAGGGUGACUGCCUCGUCUCACUUUCCCCACCCCCUGCGCACAGGCCACACAGCAAUAUCUUCAGGUUAGUGCUGACCUGUGUACCAUGGUGAGGAGGGAGAAGUCCUGUGGCCCUAACCAACCUGUAGCACAGAAAUGGUCCUCUUAUUUCUCUGCCUCAGCAUCAGAUAAAGCUUAAGUAAUCUAUACACAUGUAAAUGAAUUAAGCUGAUGCAGAAAAAAACCAGCAUUUUAUGGAGCACCUGAAUAUUUUUUUUAAUCCUUGAAGUGGAGAAAGUUCAGCCUUUCUUAUGUAUUGGAGAAUGCUUGCUCUAUUACAAGGAUAGUGUGUUUCUGUGCAAGGAUAGUGGAUUCUGUGCAUUCUUAGUAUAGGUAUUUUUCUCAUCUGCUUUCUGAUCAUGCAUCAGAAAUUAAGUUUAGGAAAUAGGGUGACUGAGAAAGUACUUGCUGUUUAUUUUUAAAAUCAAACAGUGACAUAUUGACAAAAUAAAUGGAAAUAAACAGAUGAGGAGAACAGCUGAGUCAGUUGUAGUGAAAUUUUCUUAAUAUUAUCCCAGAUACUAAGGAUGCAGAUUUGAUGCAAAAAAGAAAUAUU